AUGCAGCAGCAGAUGAAAGCGGCUGAGGCACGCGAGACUCGCCUCACCACACUGGUCGAAAACACAACGCGCGACAACCAGGCACCACCCAGCACUUCGACAUCCUACAGUCAGAAGCCGAUUUCUGUCGAGCGACCGGUGUUGCUCAGCAUUGCAACCAUGGCCGAUUUCACGGCAUGGGAGGAGGCUUGGAGAGAUUAUGCUGCGUGCCAGCACCUCGCCAGCCAAAGUCGUGAGACUCGGGUGUCCGCUCUUCGCCAGGCGUUCGAUGCCGACAUUUGUCGUUUCAUGCGCGAAGAUGUGAUUGUCAUCUCCCACAAUGCCGAUGCUCCGGAGAUCAUCAUAGCAGUAAAAGCGUACAUCCGACGCCAACGGAACCCCCUCCUAGAUCGAAUUGCGUUUUACAAUAGAAAGCAACAACGCAAUGAGUCAUUUGACUCCUUCUUUACUGCCAUGAGGGAGCUGUUUGCACAGUGCGAUUUCCCUGAUAUGGAGCUGUGCAGCACAUGUACACAUCAGCUAUGCAGUACUAGGCCCCAGAGCCUCCGCAAGGUCAGGGACGACAUGACGCGAGACCGCAUCGUCGUUGGCAUAGCCAACGACGACACGCGCCAUAAGCUCCUGGCAGCUCCGUCCCUCACCCUGGAAACCGCGGCCAAGAUCUGCAGGGCGGAAGAAGCCGCACAGCAGACCGGUGACGGCAUGGUACCGGCAUCCGUGAAUGCCGCAACAAGGUCAUCGUAUCAACGCAGCAAAUCCGUUUUGGUUAGUAAGCCGAAAUCUGCUGCAGCUGACAAACCGGCAGAGUGCUCGCAGUGCGGACGAUCCCAGCACACAAAGUCAAUGUGUCCUGCCAAGGGCAAAGAGUGCCGUAAGUGCAAGGGCAGGGACCACUUCGCGGCAAUGUGCCGCAAGACCAUCGCAUGCCUCACCGUUCACGCAGUGCAGGCUGGUGACAAAGUGAUGCUGUCAACACGUCUUUACGACAACGACCGGUCGUGCAUGUUAGAGUGGUUGCCAGAUACUGGCUCGGAUGUUGAUGCUAUUGGUGCUAGUCAUCUCCGCAGACUUGGUGGCAGUGUAGCUGAUCUGGAACCUGACCCCGACCAUGUUGUCGCCGUGAACGGUCAGCCAUUGACCAGCUUCGGAACUGUUCCCGCCAGGGUUGUCCCUCGUGAUGUCACGCACACCACUCGUCUACAUGUGUAUGACGAACUCAGUAGCGCAUUGCUGUCGCGCUCAUCGCUCAAGGCGUUAGGUUUCUUGCCGCCUAACUGGCCACAGAUCGUUUCAGUGACACAAGGGACAUCCCGUUCUGCAGAGCACAGCAAACCUACACCAGACCAGCGUGUACGUAUCCGCCAGGACCUCCUCGACGAGUUCGCUGACGUAUUUGCAGAGGACACGCUCCGACCCAUGGACGGUCAGCCGAUGCACAUCCAACUAGCGCCUGACGCCCAGCCAUUCAAGUUGAACAAUGCCCGUUGGCUACCUUACGCCUAUCGUGACCAGGUGAAACUCCAGCUGGACAAGAUGGUCGCAGAUGGCAUCAUCUCACCAGUCUCAGAGCAAACGGAGUGGUAUCACCCCAUCGUCAUAGCCGAAAAGAAAGGCACUGCAGAAAUCUGGAUCACGGUGGAUUUCACUACGCUUAACAAGCAAGUCGCCCCGCCCGCGCAUCCCAUGCGCGCACCUCGCGAUGUCGUUUCUAACCUUGGUAACGCCAAGUAUUUUACCAAGCUGGAUGCUCGCCACGGCUACUGGCAGGUCCCCUUGGACGAGGAGUCCAGAAGCUUGACCACAUUCAUCACACAGUGGGGCAGAUAUCAGUACCUGCGGAACCCACAAGGUCUGAUUUCUGCUGGCGACGAAUUCAACCAGCGGACCGAUGCAGCAUUCGCUGGUAUAGAGCAAUUCUCCAAGGCCGUGGAUGACUGCCUGGUCUUCACUGAUUCCUUUGAGCAGCACCUGGAACGAACUCGUGAAGUUCUUCAACGCGCUCGUCAGUAUGGUAUCACCCUGUCAGGCAAGAAGUUUGCUUUCGCCGAGACCGAGAUCAAUUUCUGCGGCUACGUGAUAAACAAGUCCGGCUGGAAGACAGACCAGGAAAAGACCCGCGCUAUCACCGACUUCGAGAUCCCUGCCAAUCGCACUGACGUGCGAUCAUUCACGGGUCUCGUCAACCAGUGCAGUGAUUUCAGCUCAACGCCUCACCGCGGUCUGCUGAAAGCCAAGAAUGAGUUUCUCUGGCUACCCGAGCACACAGUCGCUAUGGUUGCUGCGAAGCAAGCACUUGUUGACCCACCAUUAUUGGCCUUCUUCGACCCGUAA
Molecule: messenger RNA, 2331 nt
Organism: Sycon ciliatum
Lineage: Eukaryota; Metazoa; Porifera; Calcarea; Leucosolenida; Sycettidae
Exons: 1
Coding region: 1-2331 (776 amino acids)
Molecular function (GO): nucleic acid binding; zinc ion binding
Source: RefSeq, a predicted model, not a curated record